Messenger RNA from Cylindrotheca closterium, 957 nucleotides. The record is from the annotation of a GenBank genome assembly. Lineage: Eukaryota; Bacillariophyta; Bacillariophyceae; Bacillariales; Bacillariaceae.
AUGGAGAAAGCCCUUGUUUUACUUGCCUUCACAAUCGCCGCCACGGAGGGCUUUAUUUCACAUCACUCCUUGGUAUCGAGGAACUUGAAUGUCCGCAGCUUGUCGGCAGAUCCCGACGAAAAAACUGGUGUUUUCGCCGAUGAUGUUCAACAAGAGGCCAGGGAAGUUCUUCAAAAGGUCGGAUGGGCCAGUCCAAUUGAUGAUGGAGAGAUGACCUCGGAAGAUCCUUUUGUAAAACAGAUUGAUGCUGCUAUUCUAGCAGAUUACGGGUUCGGUUUGGAUGACUUGCUGAAUCCUGCAAAGGUGGUCAACUUGGAGCGAGAUCUAUUCAACCUUCGAAUUGAGCUGGCUUCCUUGACAGGUAACGAUGACUUGGAUGUGGCUGGACUGUCUACUGAAGAAUGUGACGGAGGCGGCGGUGGAGAAGAAGCCGAGAAAAUUAGGGCAAAGAUUUCCAAGAAAGAGACCGAUUUGGCCAUUGAACGCCGCAGUGUGUUCCGAGACUGGUUGAAGAAUAUCUUCGUAGGUCAAGCUGUUAUCAGUCUUGGUGUAAGCUAUAUCAUGGCAACAAAUCCAAGUGUUCUGUUUGGAGGAUUUAGCUGGUUCUACUCCUACAACAUGGACAUAUCCAUUCAAGUUUUAGGAUACUGGUUCUGGUGGUUGUUCAUCGUCCCUUCCCUAAGAUCAAGAAGACCCUCCGGCGCAGAGAAAAGGGCUCUGGAUAUCGCCUUCCUUGGGACCCCACUUAUAUCCAUCAUUGCCCCUGUAGCGACCAAGGAUACAGGGCUGAUUUGGCUGGCAAACUUUCUGGUUGUCAGCGGUGCAUACGGCUUUGCAUUCCUCGUUGAUAAUGAUGAUGAUGAAACGCAAGAUAAAUCCAAUCAACCAGAGUGGUUGAAAUUUAUCUACAAGUCUCUCGAUUUCGGCAGUGGAAGAGAGCGAGGCGCCCGAAAGUAG